AUGGACCUGUCUCCGAUUGCAACGACCCUGGCGCCCGUACUGGAGUCGAAUGCGAAUAUUUUAGAGAAUCUCCAGACUGCGAUAGACAACGUCGAAUCUGAAAAAGACAAAGAAGCCCUAAACAAUCUCUACCUCGCGGCCGACCAUCUCAGCGACCUGACGAUUUUCGUCUUCAUCAGUUUGUCCGUUAACCAGCAGGCGCUGAGACGGUCGAUCUGGUGA
Aspergillus calidoustus is the source of this 222-nucleotide messenger RNA. The record is from the annotation of a GenBank genome assembly. Lineage: Eukaryota; Fungi; Ascomycota; Eurotiomycetes; Eurotiales; Aspergillaceae.